AUGGAUGUCCAGGCUCUCACCGCGCUCUUCACGACCAGCUACAACCCAGAUCCGAAUGUGCGCAAGGCAGGCGAGCUGCAGAUCCGGAAGGUCGGGCUUCAGGAAGGCGUGAUCACUGUAUUGCUGCAGAUCUUGAGCGCGGACGAGGGAUCAGUCGACCCAGCGACGCGUCAGGCAAUAACUGUCUGGAUCAAGAAUCGCGUCCAGUAUGGCUACCCCCUCACCGAGCUUGACCCCCGCCGACCGGACCGUGCACCCAUCUCGCCGUCCGACAAGGCCGCGCUCAAGCAGUCCAUUCUCCCCUUCCUCUCCGCCGCACCAUCUCGUGCCGUCAGCGUGCAGCUUUUCAGCACGCUCAAGUCAAUCGUCGCCCACGACUACCCUGAAAACUGGCCAACACUUACCGACGAGAUCAAGGCCCUCCUCACCAGCUCAAAUAUCCGCGAAGUCCACGCCGGAUGUCUCGCCACACUCUCUGCGAUCCAGGCGUGGCGCUAUCGCCAGAACGGCGACAACAUGGAGCGCAUUGUGGAGGCGCUCUUUCCCUCGCUUGUCACGAUCGCGACGCAGAUGAUGGAGAACCCGUUCAACCCGGCGCAAAAGGAGGAGAUCCCGACCCUGCUUCACCUCAUUUUGAAGUCCUACAAGACGAGCAUCCUCAUCAACCUCAGCAAGCACCAGCAGAGCCCGGACAGCCUGGUGCCUUGGGGUCGCCUGCUCUUCAACGUCAUCAACCUGCGCUUGCCUUCGGAGGUCGUACCCGAGUCCGAGGAGGAACGGGAAGCCAGCGAAUGGUGGAAGGCGAAGAAGUGGGCGCACGGCACCCUCUGCCGCUUGUUCCACCGCUUUGGCAACCCAUCGCAGAUGCCAAGCAAGCUGAAGGAAAGCUACGCUGCGUUCUCCGAGCACUUCGUCACCGCCUUUGCGCCUGAGAUCUUGAAGACCUAUCUUUCCGAGGUCGACCUCUUCGUCUCUGGUCAGGCAUGGCUUUCGAAGAAGUGCCAGUACUACAUCCUGGAGUUCUUUAACGAAUGUGUCAAGCCGAAGAGCACCUGGACGCUGCUCAAGCCUCACGUCCAGAACCUCGUCCAGACCUUCGUCUUCCCCCACCUCACCUUCAACGCCGACAAGCAGGCCAUGUGGUCCGGCGACCAGCUCGAAUAUGUCCGUGUUACCAUCGACGAAUACGAGGCGCCGAACACCCCCACGGCUGCCGCCACGACCUUCCUCUUCACGCUUGUUACGACGCGUACCAAGAUGACAUUUAUGCCCAUCAUGACCUUCAUCAACAAUGUCUUGAACUCCGACGCCGGCCCCACGCAGCGCUUCGGUGCCCUCAACAUGACCGCCGCGCUCGGCCCCUACAUCCUCCGCCACCCCGAGAUCGAGAACACGCCGACGAUGGAGAACUUCAUGCAGCAGUACGUGCUGAAGGAGUACUCGUCUUCGGAGCCGUACAUGCGCAGUGUGGCCUUCGAGAUCUUCGGCACCCUCACCAAGUCGGGCUUGCAAUGGUCGAACCAAGAGCACCUUGGGCAGCACUUCCAUGCUAUUCUCGCCGCCCUCGACGACCCCGAGCUCCCCGUCCGCGUCCAGGCUGCCCUCGGUAUCUCCGAGCUCGUCCAGGCGCACGAGAUCAUCCGCAAGGAGGUCGCGCCCCAGAUCGGCAAGGUCAUCCAGGACCUGUUGAAGCUCUCCGAGGAGACUGACCUCGAUGUCCUCAACCACUGCAUGGAGGUCAUGGUCGACAACUUCCAGGACGAGCUGAUGCCGGUGGCGACGCAGUUGGCGCAGCGUUUGUGCUCGCUCUACAUCCGCCUUGCCCAAGACGCCGGCGGGCAGGAGGCCAUGGACGCGGAUGCUGACCUCGAGACGCUCGUUAUGGACACCGGCGACGAGGACAAGACGUUCGCGGCCAUGGGUGUCGUGAAGACACUUUGCACGGUCAUCUUGGCUGUUGACAGCUCGCCGGAGAUUAUGGGUCAGAUCUGCGAGAUUAUUGUGCCCAUCAUCUCGUUCACACUCGAGCGCAAGAUCAUCGACCUCUACGACAACAUGUACGACCUCCUCGACACCCUGACGUUCCGUAUGCGGUCCAUCUCGCCCAGCUUAUGGCCGAUCUUCGAGCAGACCUACCAGCUGUUCAAGACCGACGGCAUCGACUUCUUGGACGAGAUGCUGCCCGUGCUCGACAACAUGCUCUCGUACGGCUCGGAUAUCUUCAAGCAGCGCGCGGACUACCGCCAGAUGGUGGUCGACAUCUACGUCACUGCGAUGAAUGCCUCGCAGCUCGGCGACAAUGAUCGCGUCAACGCGUGCAAGCUCGUCGAGUCCAUCUUGCUCAACUUGCGCGGUGCUGUCGAUGAUCACCUCCAAGUCAUCAUCGCCACCGCCCUGACCGCCUUCGCCCAGAAAGACAACCACACGCUCGCCCUGCGCACGAUGAACCUCGAGGUCCUCAUCAAUGCCGUCCUCUACAACCCGACCGCGUCGCUGCACAUCAUCGACUCUGCCUCGCCGGGCAUCGCACGCACCUUCAUCGACCGCUGGUUCACGGCGAUCAGCAAGGGCCAGCUGCCGCGCGUGCACGACAAGAAGCUGAGCAUACUGGCGCUGUCGGCGCUGCUGGAGGUGCCGCCGGCGUCUAUUCCGGAGAGCUUGAAGGCGGGCUGGCCGGGGAUUGUGGGCGGGGUGUUGACGGUGUUCAAGGAGUUGCCGAAGGCGAUUGAGCACCGCAAGCUCCUCGAAGAGAAGAUGGAGGACGACAGCGAUGACGAUGAGUUCGAUGAGGGACGCUUGUUGAACUUGCGGGAUGAUGAUGACGACGUCUGGGACGAGGACUCCGCCUACCUCGAGAUGCUCGCGAACGAGAGCGCGCGCCAGCGCGAGCGCCUCGAGAAGAAGGAGGCCGGCAAGGAGGUCGAUGAGGACGACGAGUCGGACGACGAGAACGUCGAGGAGGAGCUCGGGUACCUCAGCCCGCUCGACAACGUGAACCCAUACGCGUCGUUCAAGCAGGCGUUGACGACUUUCCAGAUGCAGAACCCGGAGGCGUACCAGGCGGCGACGACGAGUUUGUCGCCGGAGCAGCAAACCUUGCUCAUGGAGGUUAUGAAGCUUGCGGAGACGCCGCAGUAG
Schizophyllum commune H4-8 is the source of this 3138-nucleotide messenger RNA. RefSeq names its product ARM repeat-containing protein. The record is from RefSeq and is a predicted model, not a curated record. Bases 1 to 3138 code for a protein of 1045 amino acids. Lineage: Eukaryota; Fungi; Basidiomycota; Agaricomycetes; Agaricales; Schizophyllaceae. The transcript has 12 exons. Gene Ontology annotation, cellular component: nuclear envelope; cytosol. Gene Ontology annotation, biological process: protein import into nucleus. Gene Ontology annotation, molecular function: small GTPase binding.